AUGGCCAUCAGCUUCAGUUAUUGGGAUGACUGCGUUGACCCCGAAGAUCUUGAGGCAAUGUGGAAUGUAGCUGAUGUGAGUGCUGAAUGGAUAAAAGCUGGAGAAGACAGAUCUCAGAAGGUUCACCUCUCACGUGAUCCCGAUGGACAGCCAUAUUUAACACAAACUGAAAUGAGGGCUGUAGCUGACAUUAUUAUUGGCAGGGACUUUAACUCCGAGUUAGAUCUUGGCAUGAUGUGUGCUAUUGCUGAACUGGAAAGUGAUAGGCAACUACUUGUUACAAAUUCUAGCAACAUAUCUGGAGAGCCUAGUAUGGGGCUUAUGCAACUCUUGCCCAAAACUACAAGGUGGUUGAUGAGUGAAUUAGGAUAUUGUUCAUAUGAAAUGCAAGAGGAUACACAAUUCCUUUUCAAACCCUUUGUAAAUGUAUAUUUUGGUGCUGCUUAUAUUAAAUGGCUGUCAAACUUUGAUAACAAAAAAAGAAGUGAAGAGUUUAUUGUAAGGGCAUAUAAAGGUAGUACGAAGAAGGCAACUCAUAAAUCAACUUUGCGCUAUUGGAAAAGCUAUCUCUCUGUCAAAGAAAGUUUUCCGUACAGGAGAAAAUCUGUUGAGGGCAGUCCUCCACCAGCAUGUGUUCCGGUUCCUGCUUCAUCAGAAAACUCAAAAGUGGUGACGCAAAUGAAAACCAUGACUUGUGCAUUGAGGAUAGAAGACGUUAAUGGUGGAGAAGAUGGAAGUGAUGAAGCAUGUUGGGAUUCCAUAGUAUCCCCAGAAGAUAUGGAAGCUAUGUGGAAUCAAGUUGAGGUUCGAAAAUUGUGGAAUAGAUCCAAACAAAAGAGAGGAAAAGUGAGGCUUAUUCUUGACGAAAAUAAGAGACCGUAUAUUUCUCGGCUGGAAAUGAAGGCUGUGGCAGAUAUAGUUCUAUUCAAACACCUCAGCACAAUGAAAAUUAAAUCUACAGUAAUUUGUGCCAUCGGGGAGGUUUUAAGCAAGCGUUUUGUAGAUGGAUUGGAAGAGCGACCUGGAAUAAUGGGCAUUGACUAUUCAACUGCUUAUUGGCUUUAUUUGGAAUUGGGAUACAGAGAUUAUAAACUCGAAUCUGUAGAAGAUCUUAAAAAUCCUUUUGUGUCCAUGUACUUUGGUGCUGCCUAUGUAGCAUGGGAAAGAACACCAGACUUUUUUGUUCAAGCAUAUUUUGUAGGACCUACAAAUGUGAACCCUGAAGAGACAAGUACACUCUGGCUAAAAUUUGAGGAAACCCUCAGUAAAUUUGAGGAGUCAAGAAGGUACCACAAAUACUCAAAUUGUAUUGGAACCACGAUUAAGGAACUGGGAUACGCACCCAAGCCACGAUCAUGGUUAAGAUCCAUGAUCAAAGUUGAUUUUACAAGGAUUGUGGAAGGAAGAAUAAUUAAUCCGUCUUUGACACAAAAGAUAGUGUCCUCUUUCUUGUCCUCAGAACGUGCUUUUCCAAUGCGUCCGAAUCCACUGGGGAACAAAACAAAGGUUGACAUAUCAAAGCAGCAGACAACUAAUAUCAAAGCUGACACAGCUAGCUGGCUUGUGUUAUUCACAAUGGCCAUAAGGAUUCACUUUUCCAUCAUUUCCAUGGCUGUUCUGGCUCUCUCUACUUCUGCAGAUUACUUUUCGGUUAAUUUUAGUUAUACUGGUCCAAAUGGUCCUGGGAACUGGGGAAGCUUGAGUCCUUCUUAUGCAGCAUGUUCAAAUGGAAAAUCUCAGAGUCCUGUGGAUCUUAUCAAGACUGAUAUUAUCCUGAACAAGAAGUUGAAGAAUCUUGCAAGAAACUACCUUCCUACUAAUGCCACAUUGGUUAACAACAAAUUCAACAUUGGGGUGCACUUUGAAGGAAAAGUAGGAGACAUUAAUAUAAAUGGGAAAAACUACUCCUUGAAACAACUGCACUGGCACUCGCCAUCAGAACACAGGGCAAAUAGUCGAAUACAUGAUGCAGAGCUCCAUUUAGUCCACUUGACCCAAGAUAACAGCGACAUAGCUGUUGUGGCAGUGCUCUACAAAUUGGGUGAUCCUGAUCCUCUCAUAUCCCAGUUUGAAGACAAGUUGGCUGAGUUAGGGAAGGAGAAUCUUGCAGGUACUAAGGAUAACCAAAUUGCACUUGGCACCUUUGAUUUGGAAGAUAUAAAUAGAAGUAGCCACAGGUAUUAUAGAUAUGUUGGCUCUCUCACCACUCCACCCUGCAAAGAGGGUGUCACUUGGAACAUUCUUGGAAAGUUGAGGACACUGUCCAAGGAACAACUGGAGCUUCUGAAGGCACCAUUGGAGCCAGAGUUCAAGCACAAUGCAAGGCCACUUCAGCAAAUUAAUGGACGUAAAAUAGAGAUGUACUACCACCCCAAUCACCUGCAUGGAACUCAUGCAAAGAAUCCUAAAUAA
Sphenostylis stenocarpa is the source of this 2412-nucleotide messenger RNA. NCBI's taxonomy places the organism in Eukaryota, Viridiplantae, Streptophyta, Magnoliopsida, Fabales, Fabaceae. The record is from the annotation of a GenBank genome assembly.